CCACACUACACUGCCGCUCCCUCGUGUGUUAGGUUUCUCUCUAUCGUCAGCCUUCACCUCAAGGGUGUGACGAGUGCUCACUCCCGCUCGCACUUCCCGCACACACACACGCACACACGCACACACUCCUUCCUUCCCUUUCCCUUCCCAUCUCCGAUCUCUGGAGAUCGAGGGUUUGAUCUCAAUCAUGAUGGAACUGGAUGGAAAUGAGUACGAUCGCUAUCUGGCCGCGACUAAUGCUUUCUCGAACCUGCCCACCGGAAGGAAUGCAAGUGCCCGGGGGGUCAACGGUCACAGUCCACAUGGUCAUAGCGCUGUUGACAGGCCUGGAGUGGGUGGUCGACGGGCGUCAACGCCCGGCAUGGUUGGCGCCGUGGGAAUGGAUGAGAUUGUAGCUGAGAACGCACGCGAGUUAAGGCGGAGGUCCCUAGCUAAUGGUUUUAACCUGGACUUUAUCGGGGUUGACGACUCGGAUGCUGAAACCUUCUCGCGGAUGGUGAGUCCCGGAGCCUUCAGUGGUGGUGACAUGGGCCAGAUGGGUAAUGAAAUGGGGCGGUUACCGACCACAAUUGAAUCCUUCUCUGAAAUGGAUGCCUCCGCCCCCGAACUGGGUUCUGUGCGAAUGAUGGGGGUGGGGAAUAUCUCGGGUCCCGAAAUCCAAUCUUCAAUAUCGAUGUAUGCCGAUCCACAAGUGCUAUCGGGAACAUCUCACUCUAGUCCCGUGACCAAUUCCAUGGCGGUCUCAGUACCCCAAAGUCCAGUAGGCCCACAAAUGCCUGGCUCCCCUCUGGGCCCCGGUUCUCACGGCCACCGGAUGUCGGUCGACUCCAUAACAUCUGCUCCCAUGGCCCAAAUGCACAUGGCCCAAAUGUCAAACCCGGGGAUGGAUCAAUCCCUUAUGGACCAGAUGGGAGGUGGGUCUUUAUAUAUACUUGCUUAGCCUCGAUCUCCAACGUAGAAACUCUAACAUUUUCGAUUGUCAGGGAUGACACCUUCGUCACAGUACUCCCCGAUGGACGUCAGUAAGCACUUCACAGAGACCACAUACUCUUCUACGGGUUUCGAUAUGCUGGGAAUCUUGGUUAGCUUGAACUUAUUCAUGUCUUCUUUCAUGAGACUGCUUCAUCCUAUUUUUGAUGGAGCCUCCUCCCCUGGGCCUGCCGUUGUCGCUAAUACAAGUACCAUCACGAAUACAGUAUAGGGUGGCAAAUAGACCUAAUCCGCAAAUCAACAUCGGAGCCGUAGACCUGUCUUGCUCCUUCGUCGUGACAGAUGCACGGAAAUUCGACAACCCAAUCGUGUACUGCAGUGCCACAUUCGAACGUUUGACUGGCUACACAAAGCACGAGAUUCUGGGUCGAAAUUGUCGAUUCCUCCAAGCCCCCGAUGCAAAGAUUGUCCCGGGCGUGAAGAGGAAGUACGUCGACGAUGAUGCCGUUUACUACCUCAAGAACCAGAUCCAGGCAAAAAAGGAGGCUCAAACAUCGCUCAUCAACUACCGCAAAGGAGGGCAGCCAUUCACCAAUCUUUUGACCAUGAUCCCCAUCACAUGGGAUAGUCCGGAGGUUGUUUAUUUCGUUGGCUUCCAGGUAGACUUGGUUGAGCAGCCCGGAGCAAUGGUCAACCGAAACAAAGGUACGAAGCCAGUUCCCCCCCCACUCCCAAUCAAUGGAUUUGGCGAUUUACGGAGCUGACUGAGUAGGAUCAGACGGAUCGUUCGCGAUCAACUACCAAUACAGCCAAUUACCAACCUACGUUCCAGCCGCUGCCGCGGCAUUGGUCAUGGACCCGGCGAGGUCAGGACUGACGGUUGCUAGGGACGAUGUUUCUCAUGUACUGAGUUCAUUCGGCAGCGGGGAUGAGUUCCAUUCCAAGAGGAUACUCGACAAAGUUCUCCUGGAGAAUACCGACGAUGUGGUGCAUGUUCUGUCGCUGAAGGGCCUCUUCCUGUACUGUUCCCCAAGCAUAAGAAAGGUUUUGGAGUAUGAACCCCAGGAACUUGUCGGAACUAGCCUCUCCGCUGUCUGUCACCCCAGCGACAUUGUACCCGUGACAAGAGACUUGAAGGAUACAUCUUCGAGCACUUCGGUCAAUGUGGUGUUCCGGAUUCGACGAAAGUUCAGCGGGUAUACGUGGUUUGAGAGCCAUGGUAGUCUACACACAGAGCAGGGAAAGGGCAGAAAAUGCAUCAUCUUGGUUGGAAGGGAACGGCCAGUCUACAGGCUCGGUUGGAAGGAGGUUCAGGUCACCGGAGGAAUUGGAGACAAUGAGCUUUGGACAAAAAUGUCAACCAGCGGGAUGUUCCUUUUCGUCUCGUCUAAUGCCAAGACAUUGCUUGACCGGGACAGUGAGGAGUUGACAGGCACAAGCGUUCAAGCACUCAUGAGGCCCGAUUCAAAGAAUGAACUCGGAAGGGCACUGGAGAAUGCAAGGAAUGGAACAAAGGCGACCGUUAAGCACGAGAUUCAAAAUAAGCGGGGACAAUUUUUACAGGCCCUCACGACCUUGUUUCCGGGCGAUGGCACGGAAAGCCAGAAACCCACUUUUCUCGUUGCGCAGACGCGGCUGCUGAAACAUACCCGAGCCUCGGCUGGCAGCCCGACAAAGAAUCACCAAUCUGAUGCGCUGAGUUCUGCAGCAUCCACGCCCUCGUGGAGCAACAACUCGCCCAAUCAAGCUGCCCAUAUGACAAAUGGGGUUGAUAAGACGCCACCUGAUUCCCGCGAAAACAGUGCGGAAAGUACGGCAGAUGAGAACUUGUUUGAGGAACUCAAAACGACCCGUUCAACGAGUUGGCAGUUUGAGCUCAGACAACUGCAAAGGACGAAUAAGAGACUAGUGGAGGAACUGAGCAGCCUCGUGGCCUUACGCAAGAAGAGAAAGAGGAGAAAGGGGGUGGACCAACUCGAGAAGGAUUGCGCCAACUGCCACACUCGAGUUACCCCGGAAUGGAGGAGAGGGCCGAGUGGGAAGAGGGACCUGUGCAACAGCUGUGGACUGCGGUACGCCAAAUUGGUAAGCUCUCUCCCACAAAGGGCAGCCUUAUGCAGUACUCACGUGCUACGUUUGACCCCUAUUGGGUCGAUGGUGAUGCGCUAACCGUGGGAAAAUAAGAUUGGACGAGUAUCCCCACGAACUGCAACCUCAAAUUCAGACAAGGGCAACACAAGCCCUACACAAUCCCAAUCAUCGCCAAUCACCACCCACUCUAUGGGAGACUCCACUCAUUUGUCCUCGGCAAAGACUGCAGGAAUGACACCGAUACCGAUAUCGCCUGUGCAUCAGCAACUGAGGCGCGCAAGCAUGAGCGGGAACAUGCCGACGCUCCAGCCACAUCCUACCUCAGUACCUCACAUCAACGGGAAUGGAGAGAUAGAGAUGAAGGUCAACGGGUCAUGACAGACGUUUGUGUGAAAUGGGCAACCUUUUCUUUUCUUUUCUUUUCCCUGCCCACUUGCCCUUUCUCUUGGCCUCUUAACCGUCCCGUCCCCCUUGCCACUACUUGUGUUUAUAUUCCAUUACAACCACCCCUCUCCCAAUUCCAUCUGUUAGUUUCGACAUUACCUUGUCCUGAUUGUACUCUACUCCCAAUUGUCGAGAGUUAGUAAUGGGGUUUUGUAUGAAAAUUCGCUUGUUUUCGCUUGUUUUUUCCCUAAUUUCUCACCAUUUCCCUUUUCGAUUAUUUCCUGUUUCACCUGUUUUAUUCAUUAUCUCCUAUAAUGCAUUACGGAUCUUUACUUUCUCUGUUUUUCGUCUUACCCAAUCCAUCCCAAUUUCCCCCACCUUCUCGCCAUCAACUGCUCCCCAUGGGUCCAUUCAACCAGUUGACGUGCUCUCACUCGGAAAAUACCAAAGCUUUCGUCCCCCAUCACCUCCAGGCACCCACCUCUCUCCCUCCCUUUGCCCCUUCACCCAGGGUAAGACGGAAAGAGGCGAGAAGAAAGGAGAAAACCGAUAUUUCCGGCGUUAAGCUCGACCAAAAUUACCAUUUUUGUCUUCGUUCUCAUCCUCAUUCAUACUUCCUUUCCAUUAUGUGCCCCCCAUUUCUUCCUUUCAUUCCACCGUAUUCUCGACUCUAUCCGUCUAAACGAUCGCUGCAUGGGGUUUGGGUUUUUCGUCUCGGGGUUUUCUUUUAUGAUGCUUGCUCGGGUUUUCUUUUGUCCACCGGAUUGGUUUUCCCACCAGGCGAUCUCGGAAAUAUCAUACUUUUAUAUAUCAUACCAUUCGCUUUUUUCGGUUCGCGGUGUUUUAUUUUGUUCGGUGUCUUUUUCCCCUUUUUUUCUGUCCCCUUUUCCUUUUUCCACGGUCGUUUUGGUAGAAAAGUUGGGUUUUAUUUACUCUUGCCGGGGUCGAUUGGGGAUGGAUGGAUUAUUUCUUGUAGUUUGUCCCGUCUUGUUCUACUCUAUUUUACUCAUUUAUGAUA
Tuber aestivum (summer truffle) is the source of this 4423-nucleotide messenger RNA. NCBI's taxonomy places the organism in Eukaryota, Fungi, Ascomycota, Pezizomycetes, Pezizales, Tuberaceae. The record is from the annotation of a GenBank genome assembly.